AUGUUCAGCUGGCUGCGCUCCGACGACCGCCGGAGGAAGGACCCCGAGGUCUUCCAGACCGUGAGCGAUGGGCUCAAGAAACUCUACAGAACCAAGCUGCUGCCCCUGGAAGAGCACUAUCGCUUCCACGAGUUUCACUCUCCCGCCCUGGAGGACGCCGAUUUCGACAACAAGCCCAUGGUGCUGCUGGUGGGCCAGUACUCCACCGGGAAGACCACCUUCAUCAGGUAUCUCCUGGAACAGGAUUUCCCGGGCAUGAGGAUUGGGCCAGAGCCAACCACUGACUCCUUCAUUUCGGUGAUGCGCGGCGAGGUGGAGGGCAUCAUCCCCGGGAACGCCCUGGUGGUGGAUCCUAAGAAACCUUUCAGGAAACUGAACGCCUUUGGCAAUGCCUUCUUGAACAGGUUUGUGUGUGCCCAGCUGCCCAACCCUGUGCUAGAAAGCAUCAGCGUCAUUGACACACCAGGCAUCCUCUCCGGGGAGAAGCAGAGGAUCAGCAGAGGGUACGACUUCGCUGCCGUCCUCGAGUGGUUCGCCGAGCGGGUGGACCGCAUCAUCCUGCUUUUUGAUGCCCACAAGCUGGACAUCUCCGAUGAGUUCUCAGAAGUCAUCAAAGCCCUCAAGAACCACGAGGACAAGAUGCGAGUGGUGCUGAACAAGGCCGACCAGAUCGAGACACAGCAGCUGAUGCGGGUGUACGGGGCCCUCAUGUGGUCCCUGGGCAAGAUCGUCAACACGCCGGAGGUGAUCCGGGUCUACAUCGGCUCCUUCUGGUCCCACCCGCUUCUCAUCCCAGAUAACCGGAAGCUCUUUGAGGCUGAGGAACAGGACCUGUUCAGAGACAUCCAGAGCCUGCCCCGAAACGCUGCCCUGCGCAAGCUGAAUGACCUCAUCAAGAGAGCCAGGCUGGCCAAGGUUCACGCCUACAUCAUCAGCUCUCUGAAGAAGGAGAUGCCCUCCAUGUUCGGAAAGGACAACAAGAAGAAGGAGCUGGUGAACAAUCUGGCCGAGAUUUAUGGCCAGAUUGAGCGGGAGCACCAGAUCUCACCUGGGGACUUCCCCAACCUGAAGAGGAUGCAGGACCAGCUACAAGCCCAGGAUUUUAGCAAAUUCCAGCCCCUGAAAAGCAAGCUGCUGGAGGUGGUGGAUGACAUGCUGGCUCAUGACAUUGCCCAGCUCAUGGUGUUGGUGCGCCAGGAAGAAUCCCAGCAGCCCGCCCAGAUAGUGAAGGGCGGAGCAUUCGAGGGCACCCUCCAUGGCCCCUUCGGGCACGGCUAUGGGGAGGGGGCCGGGGAGGGCAUCGAUGAUGCUGAGUGGGUGGUGGCCAGGGACAAGCCCAUGUACGAUGAGAUCUUCUACACCCUGUCACCGGUGGAUGGCAAGAUCACGGGCGCCAAUGCCAAGAAGGAGAUGGUGCGCUCCAAGCUGCCCAACAGCGUGCUGGGCAAGAUCUGGAAGCUGGCCGACAUCGACAAGGAUGGCAUGCUGGAUGAUGAGGAGUUCGCACUGGCCAACCACCUCAUCAAGGUCAAGCUGGAGGGGCAUGAGCUGCCCAAUGAGCUGCCCGCCCACCUUGUACCCCCCUCCAAAAGGAAGGCCGCUGAGUGA
Messenger RNA from Rangifer tarandus platyrhynchus (Svalbard reindeer), 1608 nucleotides. NCBI's taxonomy places the organism in Eukaryota, Metazoa, Chordata, Mammalia, Artiodactyla, Cervidae. The record is from the annotation of a GenBank genome assembly.